Messenger RNA from Setaria italica (foxtail millet), 919 nucleotides. RefSeq lists its product as uncharacterized. The record is from RefSeq and is a predicted model, not a curated record. NCBI's taxonomy places the organism in Eukaryota, Viridiplantae, Streptophyta, Magnoliopsida, Poales, Poaceae. Bases 101 to 490 code for a protein of 129 amino acids. The transcript has 2 exons.
GUCUUCCCCGCACUCCAUCGCUCCCUUCCCCCUCUCCCAACCGGAAAAGAGAAAGCAGAGCACCAAUUCGCCGAGGAAAACAGAACCAGAGCCAAAGGAAAUGGCGCACUACAACCCCGUCUCCGUGGACGCCCACGGCGACCUCGAGGCUGGCUUCUCCGGCCACCCCGGCACCCCGCUGAAGCCGGCGGCCUCGCCGAGGCGCCCUGGGCGCAUGUUCUGCGACCCCUGCGACGACGCCGACGAGCUCCACGGCCACCACCACUACCUCGACAUCUGCUUCCGCUGCCGCAAGCUGCUCUCCGGAAACAGAGACAUCUUCAUGUACAGAGGUGACAUGCCGUUCUGCAGCGAGGAGUGCCGGCAGGAGCAGAUCGAUAUCGACGAGGCGAGGGAGCAGCGGUCGAAGCAGACGGGGAGGGCCGAGCAGCAACUGCAGCGGCAGCAGCAGAAGCAGAGCCCCCAGAGGAUACCCAUCUGGGCGUGGUGAUGAAACAAUUUUGAGCACCAGAAAACGUACUAGGAUUUAGCUGUACCUCAAGAACCGAGCUAUCGGAGAGCACGAUGAGUGUGGAAUCACGCUCGGAUCACCAGCUCGACGGGCAGAGAGAGAGAGAGAGAGAGAGAGAGAGAGAGAGAGAGAGAGAGAGAGAGAGAGAGAGAGAGACGAACCGGCUGCGUCUUUGUUCAUGAAAUCGAACAGCUCCUCCUUUUGAUCUCUGAAAGAUGGAGGUGGAGGGGUUGAUUUGAGCGUGAAUUAGUAGGCGUUCUGUUCCUCUGCACAGUUGAGCUGAACAAAAAGUGUGGGCGCGGGGUCGUGUGUGGGUUUGCCGUGUAACCUGUUGAUAUGAAACAAGCGAGAGGCACAAGAAGCUCUCUCGGAUUUCUCAUCAGUUCAGAUGUCUUCUACUUUUCCUUC